CAGGCGGUCAGCUACUGCAAGCCCUCUUCUCCCGUCGGAUUACAGCCGAGGCACCACGCUAAAGAACGCUUACCGAGCCAUAAAACGUCGAAUAAAGCCAAUACUUCCCAUUGCCGUUACCAAAGGUAGCGUACACUUUUCUCCAGCAUGCCAAAAAAAAGUGAAUAGAGAAGAGACCCCUUUAGUAGAGAAAUGGAUCAGUCUCGGCCGUCCCGUCAGCCAGGAGGAGUCCCUCAGAAUGCUGUGCCGGUGAUGAACUCCAGGCAGGGUAAUAAUCCCACCGAGAGAAGCGUCAUCAGCGGAGACAAAGAUCAGUCAGGGAGGCUGCAGAGACGCACACGUCCGUCGGAGGCCCACCGCUCCUGGGCUGAAGAUGAGGGGUUGAGCUCCUCCGUGGAAGGAUGUGGCCCCUAUGGUCAAAGCCCUUUGCUCCAGGACAUGCAGGCAGAUGGAAUGAUGUACAACCACGGCGCCUAUGAGCAGGCCGAGGGCAACUACCAACGGCGGCUCGCAUCUAAUGGGAACGGACCGCAGUCUUCCUCUCCAAGAAGCCCAAAAACCAGAGGCUACAUGACCUUCCAGGCCAGACGUGGGCGCGGUCCGCAGCAGGAUCAGGGACCCCCCGUCGCCACGGUGAAAGUCUCCGGGACCUCCCCCCGUCAGUACAGUAGAGGCCGCAAUCGCACCUCCUCUGAAACCGAGCAGGGGGGCAAAGGCAGCAGGGGCCCGACCCAGAGGAAGAGGGUCUUCUCUGAGACGGAGAGCAGGCCUAGAUGGGACAAGUAUGGCACCUCUCACGGGGAAUGGGAGAGACGUGAUGUGUGUUUUCCGGCUAAUUAACUGCGUUUUCUUUUGUUUUUUUGUCAUGCAUUUUUGUUUGUGCAUUCGUGCUAACUUGUGCACCGUGUGUAAUAUCUUUGAGCUGCAGGUUUGGAGAUGAAUAUUUGUUUGGAUUUUUUUCUCAGCAUCACAGCAGGCCCUUGCAUUUCUUUAACGGCUACUAAGUCUGACCUAUUGUCUCAUUGGCGUACAACCGUCAUGUACUCGCAUGUAUGGUCAACUAGGUUGUUUUGACAAUGGCACAAUGAAGGGGACCCCUGCUAUCACUAAGAGGGGCUUCUAGCGGGCAGAGACAACCCUUUUGUUCAGUAAUCCAGACUUUGCAGAGCAGGCAAACUGUGUUUCCCUGACUGAGGAAUGUGUAGAUGCCCGUCUGCUGCGGUAACCUGUCAGCAAAACGACAAGGGAGGUUUAGCAUUUUAUGCAGUAGUGUGUUUUAUUUAUUCUGACAUUCAUUUGUUUACUUGGUUGGAACUGUCUGCAUUACGCUUUGUUCUGUCACUUUGUGUCCAUUCCACGCACAACUCCAUCUGUGGCUCUGCAUGAGGUUGUUACCCUUAAUGUGCUGUUCCCAGUGUUCUGUCACUCGUUAUUGUGCUGGCUGUAAACAACUAAACCCCUGAUCAUGGCUGUUGGAUGUCGAUCAAUGUUUUGUUUUUUGCAUCUUAUUUCUCCUACAUUUCUG
Gymnodraco acuticeps is the source of this 1525-nucleotide messenger RNA. Its product is annotated as elongation factor 1-delta-like. Gene Ontology annotation, cellular component: cytosol; eukaryotic translation elongation factor 1 complex. Bases 193 to 840 code for a protein of 215 amino acids. Gene Ontology annotation, molecular function: guanyl-nucleotide exchange factor activity; translation elongation factor activity. The record is from RefSeq and is a predicted model, not a curated record. The transcript has 4 exons. Lineage: Eukaryota; Metazoa; Chordata; Actinopteri; Perciformes; Bathydraconidae. Gene Ontology annotation, biological process: translational elongation.